GUGUAAAUAAAACGACGAAAGCUACUCCGAUACAUGAAAAUGACCCUCGUUCGUCGUGUGUCACAUGUUUGCUACCACUUCGAAACAGUUCACAUAUGAACUUAUUUUAGUGUACUUCGAUCUAAUUAUUAGUGCAUUAGAUAUUUUGUAGUUGCGAAAUGUUAUAGAUUUUUAAUACGUAAUUAAGUCCACAUUCGAUUCGAAAUAUGAUACUACAGAAACUGUGAUUAUUUGAAAAUUUGGACUAAAGAAGCAUUCAAAGAUACGUCUCAUUUAUAUUGCACCAAAGGACACUUCAAUGACUAAAGACAAGAAGUUGGUCCUGCAUGCUGUGCACUGCAUCAACGUCCCAUCUAAAGUAUUGCACUGUAUUUUUUCUUACUUUGCCAAACACAUCGUAUACGUAAUAAGCAUAUAAGGAAGUAUGGCUGCCUACAUCAAUCGUACAAUGUCCAUGAUUGGAGGAGACAGCCACUUGAGAUCAACAGAUAUAAGAUCCGAUAAUUCUCCCCUUCAGAUUUUCGUUAAAGCCAAGAAGAAGAUCAACGACAUCUUUGUGGAAAUAGACGACUAUGUGCAGGAUACUGUGGGAUUUAUGAAAUCGUUACAAAUUGAACGCGAUAUAGUUACGAUUGAAGAAGCGCAGAAAAUCGCAAGCUAUGUUGAUAAAGUUCGGGCGAUUAGGGAUGUGCUUAAGCGGGAUCACAUGAAAGUUGCGUUUUUUGGAAGGACUAGCAACGGAAAGAGUACAGUUAUCAAUGCAAUGUUACACGAUAAGAUUUUGCCGAGUGGCAUAGGCCAUACGACAAAUUGUUUUUUACAAGUUGAAGGAUCAGAUAAUGGAGAGGCGUACCUCAUCACCGAAGGAUCUACUGAAAAACAACCUGUUCAAUCAGUUGGUCAAUUAGGUCAUGCUCUUUGCAAAGAAAAAUUAUGUGAAAGUCACUUAGUAAGAAUAUUUUGGCCGAAAGAAAAAUGUUUAUUAUUACGAGAUGAUGUAGUAUUUGUCGACAGUCCUGGAGUGGACGUAACACCCAACCUAGAUGACUGGAUUGACAAACACUGUUUGGACGCAGAUGUGUUUGUUUUAGUAGCCAAUGCUGAAUCUACUUUAAUGGUUACCGAAAAAAAUUUUUUCCAUAAAGUGUCUACGAAAUUAUCCAAACCUAAUAUUUUUAUUCUCAAUAAUCGAUGGGACGCUUCUGCUUCAGAACCAGAAUUCUUCGAGCAGGUAAGGGCACAGCAUCAAGAUCGCGCCGUCGAUUUCUUAGCAAGAGAAUUGAAAGUUUACACUCCGAAGGACGCCGAGGAACGCGUUUUCUUUAUUUCGGCGAAAGAGACACUCCAAGCUCGAAUGCAAGAACAACGUGGCCAGCCUGCUCAUAAUGGUGCGCUAGCAGAAGGAUUUCAAAAUCGUUACUUCGAAUUUCAAGAUUUCGAACGAAAAUUUGAGGAAUGUAUCUCAAAGUCUGCUGUGAAAACGAAAUUCGAACAGCAUUCACAACGUGGGAAACACAUUUCCACAGAAAUUCGACAAACGUUAGACGAAAUAUUAGACAGAACGCAAAACAUGAAAAAAGAGCAAGUACGUGUUAAAAGGGAUGUCCAUGACAAAUUAAAUUUCACGGAACAACAAUUAAUGUUAUUGACCCAAGAAAUGAAGAAUAAAAUACACCACAUGGUGGAGGAUGUAGAACAGAGAGUAUCUAAGGCUCUGAGCGAAGAAAUUCAUAGACUAUCUGUACUGAUUGAUGAGUUCAGUGUUCCAUUUCAUACCGAUCCAUUAGUUCUAAAUGUAUAUAAGCGGGAACUUCACACGCACGUCGAAAACGGCUUAGGUUCUAACUUGAGAGCAAGACUCAGUACCGCAUUGGCGAUGAAUAUAGAAAAUUCACAAAGAGACAUGACGGAAAGAAUGGCAACCUUAUUGCCAGAAAAUAAAAGACAAGUGUCAUUGAACAUUUUACCAAGAAGGGAACCGUUCGAGAUUUUCUAUAGAUUGAAUUGUGACAAUUUGUGUGCGGAUUUCCAUGAAGAUUUAGAGUUUCGAUUCUCUUGGGGUAUUACGGCUAUAAUUAACAGGUUUGCAGGAAGACAAAAUAACAAAUUAGCCAUCGCUAAUUAUCCACAAGAUAUACCGCCUGCUAUAAUGUCUCCCACGGAAAGCGUUGAUUCUAUAAAAUUCGUGUCUGGUACCCCAAAUUUUCCACCGAGAUCAGACGAUUGGUCAUUAGCUUCUAAAAUUGCAAUAGCGUCUAUAACGUCUCAGGGUACAAUGGGAGGUCUCAUAGUUGCUGGUUUCAUGUUGAAAACAAUCGGUUGGAGACUUAUAGCUGCAACCGGUGCCAUAUAUGGUGCUUUGUAUCUUUACGAGCGAUUAACGUGGACUAAUAAAGCUAAGGAACGUGAAUUCAAACGUCAAUACGUAUCUCACGCGACGAAGAAAUUGAAAUUAAUUGUAGAUCUCACGUCUGCGAAUUGUAGUCAUCAAGUACAACAAGAGCUAUCGAGUACCUUUGCACGUCUGUGCCAUUUAGUGGACGAAACAACAACUGAAAUGGAUACCGACCUAAAACACAUUGCAAAUACAAUACGAAUACUCGAGGAAGCAACUAGUAGCGCUAAAGUAUUACGAAAUAAGGCAAACUAUUUAACGAACGAGCUCGAUCUGUUCGACGCGGCAUAUUUAAAGUCAUUAAACUAAGUAUCGAAUCUUAUGUCAUAUUUAAAAAGUAACGCGAACCAUAUGAAACGUUAAGAGAAUCUUUAAAUGUUUUGGAAAACAUGACCGUGCAUGUUAUGAUAGUUAAAGCUAACUCAUAAUACCGUAUACCAAUAAUGAAAUACCAAAUGCAUGUCUGGACGUAUUUUCCUAAACUAUUUCUGCGAACAGAGGGAAUGUUUUUACAAAAAAAAAUCUCUAGUCUUAAUGCAGGCAACCAGAACUUUGACAAAAUUUGUCGUUUUGAAUUUGUUAUGAAUUUGUCAUGAUACGAACCAAUGAUCUAUUUCUUAUUGUGUCUUACAAUACUAGACUGUUAAAGAAUUUUUGAAUUAAUUUUUUGUUUUUAAAGAUCUAUUCUGAAGCGAAUUAUAUUACAGAUAGGGAGAGAGAAAGAAAGAGUAUUCUUUUUGAAACUAAGCCAUGAACAUUUAAAUAGAAACAUCGGAUAACAAAUGUACGAAUAAUCCAUUUGUAUCCAAAUCUAUUAACAGAGAUACAUAAUUGUUAUUUAUAUAGUGAAUGAAAUACUGCAACUAUUAGAUUUAUUAGAUUGUAUUUAUAAAAGAGCU
Molecule: messenger RNA, 3294 nt
Organism: Colletes gigas
Lineage: Eukaryota; Metazoa; Arthropoda; Insecta; Hymenoptera; Colletidae
Gene: Marf
Product: transmembrane GTPase Marf
Exons: 13
Coding region: 425-2704 (759 amino acids)
Biological process (GO): mitochondrial fusion; mitochondrion localization
Cellular component (GO): mitochondrial outer membrane
Molecular function (GO): GTP binding; GTPase activity
Source: RefSeq, a predicted model, not a curated record